AUGGCUGAGCCACCAGCUGUCUAUCCUUUGUUCCUGCAGGAUACGGUCAAGGCAAACCAAGUGCUAAUUCUGCUCACUCUGCACUUUAACGAUGUCCUCGAUGUGGAACUGGUUCGCUCGUCGCUCUCAACGCUUCUCCGGAUAGGACACUGGCGAAAGUUGACAGGCCGCCACUACAGAACUCCCAAUGGCAACUGGGAGCUUCGCGUUCCUGCGCGAUUUACGCCACAACACCCAGACUUUACUUUUACUCACCAGACAUACGCCGCAGACUUGGCUUCCCAUCCUCUGGGUAAGCUGUACCCUUCAGCAACGAAAGAUGCUUCAACUCAACCCAUCGACGUCGCCAUCAAACCACUUCUCGUUCCUCAUGAGUUCCCGACUAGUUUUGAUGAAAUGGUCAAGCAGCAGUGGCCGCAACUGACGCUCUCUGUCUCCUCCUUCAACGACGCCACUAUUUUAUCACUUCUACUACCUCACACGGCGAUGGAUGCCAGUGCCAUCACAUCCCUUCUAGAAAAUUGGUCCCUUGUGAUGGCCGGCGCUGAAGGCAAGGUUGAAAGCGUUUAUGGGAGGUCCGAGGAUCCUCUGCGAGUUCUUGACUCAGAUACCGAGACAAUGGAACCACACAUACUUGACAAUAAGCGCAUGAAGUGGUUGCAAGUUAUCGCCUUUGUCGCACGUUUUGUCUGGCGCAAAAAAAUGUGGCCUGCUGCGGAGACGCGUGUGAUUUAUCUGCCAGAGGAUGUGCUCGACGCCCUUAAAUCGCGAACGACUGGCGAGGCACAGAUUGCGGCACCGCAACCCGACGCAUUCAUAUCCGAAGGUGAUGUCCUCGCAGCCUGGCUCACUCGCGCAACUGUCAGUGCUACCCGGCGCAAGAUGCCAGCUACGAUGCUGGAUGUCGUAAAUAUCCGCAAUCGAAUUUCGGCGCUGGGCGGCAGGGAUGAGAUUUUUCUCCAGAACAUGCUUGGUAUUGUAUUUACACCGUUGUCUGUGGAAGACACACAGGGUUCCGUUGGCAAGAUCGCGCUGCUGCAUCGGCGUGCCAUAACCGAACAGCUGUCAGAGCAACAGGCGACGAGACAUUUGCGGAGGAUGCGUCGUGCGAUAAGAAAGGCCCCCUUGAGUUUGCCGCCCGUCUUUUACGGUCGCUCAUCCGCAGUCUGCCUGGUGUCUAACAAUGUGAGCAAGUCGGGCUAUGUUGCAGCGGUCGACUUUAGUCCAGCCGUGUCGGGUGCGUCAAUGGAGAGACAAAAUCCACCCGGAACACCAGUUUUCGGCAUCACCAUGCCGGCAGAAAUGUCGCACAUGAUGGGCUUCAAUUCCGUGUGGGGAAAGGACAACCAGGGAGGAUUCUGGCUCUCAGCGACCAUGUGUCGGACUGGAUGGGACAUUUUGGACAAGGACAUCGCAGAGCUAUCUAAACGUGUCGCCACGGGCUCGGCGGCAAGCAACAGCGCCUGA
This is a messenger RNA of Cordyceps fumosorosea ARSEF 2679, 1467 nucleotides long. RefSeq names its product carbohydrate esterase family 9 protein. The coding region runs from base 1 to 1467 and encodes 488 amino acids. The record is from RefSeq and is a predicted model, not a curated record. The transcript is spliced from 2 exons. Lineage: Eukaryota; Fungi; Ascomycota; Sordariomycetes; Hypocreales; Cordycipitaceae.